Hyla sarda is the source of this 6074-nucleotide messenger RNA. It is a transcript of the gene SAP30, whose product is annotated as Sin3A associated protein 30. Gene Ontology annotation, molecular function: transcription coregulator activity; protein binding. Gene Ontology annotation, biological process: regulation of DNA-templated transcription. Bases 424 to 1008 code for a protein of 194 amino acids. The record is from RefSeq and is a predicted model, not a curated record. Lineage: Eukaryota; Metazoa; Chordata; Amphibia; Anura; Hylidae. The transcript has 4 exons. Gene Ontology annotation, cellular component: histone deacetylase complex.
UUAUUGCCACAUUGCCGCCGCCGCCGCCGCAUUGUCUGAAUAGACCAUUCCUACCCUACUGCCUAUUCCUAGGAGAACAAAGGCUGCCAUGUGCCCGUCUAUGUGCCACCCAUAGCUCCAGCGCACACAGACCCUCCAGCCUGUAGUCCCCGCUCCGCCUGGCACAAGUUUGUUAUUCACCGUGUGCUGUGUUGCAGUUUGUAAGGGGAGUGGAGGUGGGCGGAGCUUGCUUGGUUAGAGGGCGGGGCCUGAGUAACCUUGCAAUGAAUGUAAUGCACUGAAGCCCAGAAACUAUAAACACAUGCCCCUGCCAGGUACAUAGUGAGCGCAGGCUGCCGCCGACCCGUGCUGCCACACUGCACAGCACCAGUACUACGUGCCAACCCCACACCCGCAGUGCCCUGUACACACAAAGACACCACCAUGAACGGCUUCUCCUCCGAGGACUCACACCGGGAUAGUGGCGGAGAGGUGACCUCCCCUACAGCUGCUGCCACCCCUCCAGUCCCCUCUGUGGCUCUGGGGCCCCUGAACGGGCAGCUAUGCUGUCUACGGGACGAGGGCGAGAGGUGCACCCGGCCAGCGGGCAAUGCCAGCUUCAGCAAGAGGAUCCAGAAGAGCAUUUCCCAAAAGAAAGUCAAGAUCGACCUGGACAAAACAGCAAGGCACCUUUAUAUUUGUGACUUCCACAAGAACCUAAUUCAGAGUGUGAGAAACAGACGGAAAAGAAAAGGUAGUGAUGAUGAUGAUGCGGACUCUCCAGUUCACGACGCUGAUACCCCAGAGGUGGACCUCUUCCAGUUACAAGUAAACACACUCAGAAGGUAUAAGAGGCAUUUCAAGCUUCAGGCAAGGCCUGGUCUAAAUAAAGCACAGCUUGUUGAAAUCAUUGGUGGUCACUUCAGAACACUUCCAGUGAAUGAAAAGGACACACUUACAUAUUUCAUCUGCUCAGUCAAGAAUGAAAAAAACAAACCUGAUCACAAGUCUGAUGGUGGUCUCCAUUAGAGGAGAUUCAUUCAUGUUUUAUGGACAUUUGUAGUUGUUGGAGAUCUGUACAAGCCUUGGAAAAGAAGGGCAUUUGUAAAUAAGUUCAAUGUAAUUUUAGUAAUUUCUGUGGAAAUGGUAUUUGAUGUUACAUCAGACAUUUGCCUUUGCUUCCUUAACCUGAUCUAUAGGGAUAUUUACUUUAUGCAUGGCAUUGACUGGUAUGAUCUGACAGAGUAAUCAUGUGACACGCAAUCAUUCAGAACCCUUGGAAAAAUAAAUUUUGCUGUCAUUCAUGUCUAAAUUGUACGUUACAUAUUUGUCCAGAUAAUUAUGGAUAAUGCUGACAUAUUUUUUAAGUAAUUCUAUAGUUUUCAAUAAAUAUGGCCAAAAUAACAGAUCAUAAAAUUCCUUAUGUACUCUGUGCUGUAAUCUGAUGCCAAAGAUUGGUAUAGGGGGCUCAGUGAGGAAGAUUAUUUAUUUCCUGACAAGAUAAAUCGACAGCGCCACCAUACUCCUCAUGCAGCCUUGCUCACUAAGUUUGCACUCGCCAAACAUAGACAUCCAAAGUAAUUUAAUUGUUAAAUUUUAUUAUUUAUUGAUCCCGAGAACGAGGGCAAACUUGUCCCCGGAAUGAAUGGAGUGCACAGCGCUGCCAGCGUUCUGUUCAUUCUCUAUGGGGCCGCUAAAAAAAGUCUUAGGUGGUCCAAUAGAUAAUAAAAGUAACAUUGAUCAUGCAUGCUCAGUGCACACUGUUCAUUCUGGGGUAAACAAUGGGAGUCCUAGCUGUUGUACCCUCAUCGCUCAGCUUGUUAUUCUCGAUCCUGUGUAGAGGUGGGUAAACUCUUCAGAUGGGAAUACCUCUUAAGACUUAGAGUACCUGUCAUAUCCUACAAAAAAAAAAGUUAUAUGUUAAUCAGUACCUAAUUCUGAUAUGUACUAGCGCCUAUAGUUCUAUGUGUCUAGCACCUAUAGUUCUCUCACAAAUACCCUUUUUCUGUUGCUCACGUGGUUUGUCAUUCUGUGCUUUGGAGGGGCAUGUGCUGUGCUGGGUAUCCUCGUCCAAUCACUGCUGGCUGCUUUGUAACCCCCUUCCUCUCUGAUUUCAUGCUGCAGUCUGAUAGGACAGGAGUUAGCACAGAGGCGUGCUGGUCCUGCCCUCACCUACUGGACUUUGUCCCAACCUGUGCUUCAGCAUGGACAAAAAUUAUGCUGCAGCCGGACAGAAUUAUGUUCUGGAUGGUAUAGUGACCCCAAGUGUUCUUUUUUAUGAGCCAUACUUUCUAUAAAAAGAUGAUCUAAUAGAUUUUUACAUAGUAUAUUGGAAAGGUUAAUGUUUUGCCAAGGUGUACAACAUAUAAAAAGUUUUUGAAUCUGACAGUGCUCAUUUAAGACGAUUAUUGUAAUCCUCCUAUUCAAAGGGAAGUUGUGUGAUCAAAUCCUGUAGUCAUGCACACUUUUAUCUGCCCCCCACCCGUCCUCUACGUUUAGAGAGAGUACAAAUAGAAGGAAGUAUGAGUGCAGAAAAAAGAAACACAGGCUUUGUUUGUAGUCUAGAGACACAGAGCUCUGAACUAGAGCUGUAGACACAAAAUAAGAGCCUUUUAACCACGCCAAUUAAAAAAAUAGCUUCCGUUUUCAGCCUCGAUUCACUAAAAGAAUGCAAAAACAUUAGUUGCAGAACUGAACAUAGACUUUACAUUAUUUAUAUAGAUUACCUUUAAGUUUAAUAUAUUAUAUACCCAGAGAACAAAAUGUAUACUUUGAUGCUGCCCAUUGCAGUCAGAUGUCUGCUUAUUUCCUAAUCUGCACUACAAACAGUAGAUAAAAUCUGAUGGCUAUGGGUAAUGUCUAAGACCAUGUUUAUUUUCCUAAUGUGAUGCCAUGUAAUUCACUUUGUACUUUGUUUUAAGGGGUUAUCCAGUCUGUACAAAUAAGCUUAUUUGAGUAUGAGUUAUAGGCAAUGAUUGAAAAUUCGACAUGUUCCAACCUUCUUUUCCCCAACAGAGAGAAUCAGGACACCGCAAUACACAUUAUAAGGGUGACCAGACAUGUAUCUUACAAUCAUGGCCGUAAAUGUUGGCACCCCUGAAAUUUUUCAAGAACAUGAAGUAUUUCUCACAGAAAAGGAUUGCAGUAACACAUGUUUUGCUAUACACAUUUCUCUUCCAUUUUUGUGUAUUGGAACUAAACCAAAAACAAGGGGGGGGGGGGGGAAGAAAAUUGAAAAUUGGAUAUAAUGUCACACCAAACUUCAAAAAUGGGCUGGACAAAAUUAUUGACACCCUUUCAAAGAUUGUUUCAAGCAUGUGAUGCUCCUUUAAACUCACCUGGGGCAAGUAACAGGUGUGGGCAAUAUAAAAAUCACACCUGAAAGCAGACAAAAAGGAGAGAAGUUCACUUAGUAUUUGCAUUGUGUGCCUGUGUGUGCCACACUAAGCAUGGACAACAGGAAGAGUAGAACUGUCUUAGGACUUGAGAACCAAAAUUGUGGAAAAAUAUAAACAAUCUCAAGGUUACAAGUCCAUCUCCAGAGAUCUAGAUUUGCCUUUUUACACAGUGCACAACAUUAUCAAGAAGUUUGCAACCCAUGGCACUGAAGCUAAUCUCCCUGGGUGUGGACGGAAGAGAAAAAUUGAUGAAAAGUGUUAACGCAGGAUAGUCCGGAUGGUGGAUAAGCAGCCCCAAACAAGUUCAGAAGAUAUUCAAGCUGUCCUGCAGGCACAGGGAGUAUCAGUGUCAGCGCAAACAAUUCAUCAACAUUUUAAAUGAAAUGAAGUGCUAUGGCAGGAGACCCAGGAGGACCCCACUGCUGACAGAGAGAUUUUUCCAAAAUUAACUUGAGUAAGCCAAAAUCCUUCUGGGAAAACGUAUUGUGGACAGAUGAGAUCAAGAUAGAGCUUUUUGGUAAAGCACAUCGUUCUACUGUUUACCAAAAAUGCAAUGAGGCCUACAAAGAAAAGAACACAGUACCCAGUGAUAUAUGGUGGAGGUUCAAUUAUGUUUUGGGGUUGUUUUGUUGCCUCUGGCACUGGGGGCCUUGAAUGUGUGCAAGGUAUCAUGAAAUCUGAAUUUCCACCAAAUUUAGGCUCGCACUGUACAGUGUCAGAAAGCUGGGUUUGUGUCCGAGAUCUUGGAUCUUCCAGCAGGACAAUGACCCCAAACAUACGUCAAAAAGCACCCAGAAAUGGAUGGCAACAAAGCGCUGGAGAGUUCUGAAGUGACCAGCAAUGAGUCCAGAUCUAAAUCCCAUUGAACACCUGUGGAGAGAUCUUAAAAUUGCUGAUGGGAAAAGGUGCCCUUCCAAUAAGAGAGACCUGGAGCAGUUUGCAAAGGAAAAGUGGUCCAACAUUCCGGCUGAGAGGUGUAAGAAGCUUAUUGAUGGUUAUAGGAAGUGACUGAUUUCAGUUAUAUUUUCCAAAGGGUGUGCAACCAAAUAUUAAGUUAUGGGUGCCAAUAAUUUUGUCCAGCCCAUUUUUGGAGUUUAGUGUGACAUUAUGUCCAAUUUCCUUUUUUCCUCCUUUUUUGGUUUAGUUCCAAUACAUACAAAGGGAAUAAACAUGUGUAUAGCAAAACAUGUUACUGCAUUCCUUUACUGUGAGAAAUACUUCAUUUUCUUGUAAAAUUUCAGGGGUGCCCACAUUUACGGCCAUGACUGUAUGUGCAUGGCCACCUUUAGUCUCAGAGAACCCAGUUUAACAUAAGUCCAAAAAUAAAAAGAAUUAUGAACCAGAAAAUAAAUGGCUAGCUCUGGUUAUGAAGAAUGGACAGAAAUCCGUACAGCAGUAAGAGUAAUAAGAGUUAACACGCUAAUACAACCUCUGCAGUUGCUUUAUUACGCAAUGCUGCUGUACUUAUAGGUGCAGAAAUUCCUAAAAUGCUUCAGUAACACUGAAUUCUUAUGCUCAUUUAUUUCUGUGGGAGGGUAAGAUGGAGGAAGUAUUUGUGUUACUGCACACCUGCUACUGAGAAAACCUAUCCCAUAAAGACUAUGGGAGAGAUUUAUCAAAACCUGUGCAGAUAAAAUUUGCCCAGUUGCCCAUAGAACCAAUCAGCUCACUUCUUCAAUUUUUAAAGAGACCUCUGAAAAGUGAAAGAAGCGAUCCAUUUGGUUGCUAUGGGCAACUGGGCAUUCUUUCCUUUGCACAGGUUUUGAUAAAUCUCCCCUUAUAGCCGUAAAAGCUGCAUUUCCCUAUGUACAGCAGAUUGUUUAUUAACACUGUCCCCAUGACUCAUUCCAACAAGUCUAGCUUGAAUAAAUAUGCUUUCAAUAGUUUAGAGUUACAUUUCUUGUUUGGCAUGUAUUAAUGCUUUAGAUUGCACAAACUCUUCCUAUCAUGAUAUAGCCUUUUAGAUGUUGCCCUUUUCAUUUUCUGGGUAUUUUAGUCCAUGUUGUUGGCAUGUACUGGUUAAUGUUGGUGACUAAAAGGGGUACUCCGGUGGAAAACUUUUUUUUUUUUAAAUCAACUGGUCCCAAAAAUGUUAACAGAUUUGUAAAUUACUUCUAUUAAAAAAUCUUAAUCCUUCCAGUACUUAUUAGCAGGUGUAUGCUACAGAGGAAAUUCUUUUCUUUUUUGGAUUUCUUUUCUGUCUGUGCUCAGUGCUCUCUGCUAACACCUCUGUCCAUUGUGGGAACUGUCCAGAGCAGGAGAGGUUUGCUAUGGGGCUUUUCUCCUGCUACAGAGGUAUCAGUAGAGAGCCCUGUGGACAGACAGAAAUGAAAUCCAAAAAGAAAAGAACUUCCUCUGUAGUAUACAGCCACUAAUAAAUACUGGAAGGAUUAACAUUUUUAAUAGAAGUCAUUUACAAAUCUGUUUAAUUUUAUGGCACCAGUUGAUUAAAAAAAAUAAAAGGUUUUCCACCGGAGUACCACUUUAAAUCUCUGGAUCACCCAGAGUGUAUAAUAUUGUGAUGGCUUUAAUAAAAAAAUAAAAUAAAAGUUCCCCUGAUGAAUAUGUAAUCUGUUAUUGACAGUAUUGAGGCUAUUUUCAUAUGUUUUGCACAUAUUUUCAGGAUAGACUGUGCUUUUUUAUGUACAUUCACAUUAUGUCUGUUUUUUCUUGGCACAUUCAAAUAUAUUCUCACAA